AUGACUUUCUCUAGAGCCCCGCUCCUGCGCACUACUGUGCGCGCAGUUCAUCAGCAGACGGCCCGCCGCCAGCCCCUUUUGUCAGUCCAGAGGCGGUUCGUGAGCUCCGGGACUGGCCCGAAAGAGCCGGCGCCGGCGGGCCCGACACAGGGGAUCAAGGGCAUGGCAAAGGAAUACAAUAAAGAUGGCACCAAUCCCAACAAGAAUCUCGUUUAUAUCGGCGCCGGCGUCCUCGGGCUUGGUGGUGUCUAUGCUAUGUACAUAUCGCGCACUCCUGAAAAGGCAACUGAGAGGGCCAAUGAGCGGCAAUAG
Molecule: messenger RNA, 312 nt
Organism: Lasiosphaeria miniovina
Lineage: Eukaryota; Fungi; Ascomycota; Sordariomycetes; Sordariales; Lasiosphaeriaceae
Exons: 2
Coding region: 1-312 (103 amino acids)
Source: RefSeq, a predicted model, not a curated record